This is a messenger RNA of Pezoporus flaviventris, 5564 nucleotides long. It is a transcript of the gene CLASP1, whose product is annotated as cytoplasmic linker associated protein 1. Gene Ontology annotation, molecular function: kinetochore binding; microtubule binding. The transcript has 43 exons. NCBI's taxonomy places the organism in Eukaryota, Metazoa, Chordata, Aves, Psittaciformes, Psittacidae. Bases 490 to 5319 code for a protein of 1609 amino acids. Gene Ontology annotation, biological process: mitotic spindle assembly. Gene Ontology annotation, cellular component: spindle microtubule; mitotic spindle; microtubule organizing center. The record is from RefSeq and is a predicted model, not a curated record.
CAACGGCUCCCGCCGAGCCGCCACCAGCGUCGCCUUGGCAACCGAGCCCGCCUGUAACGGCCGCGGAGGGCGUGCCGCGAAGGUACCGCCCCAGUGCAUGCGCAGUGCGCCCGCUGACCUCACCGCCGCCGAGUUGUGGAGGCUUCCACCACCUACCAUAGAGACCCGCGGGAGGCGCGUCCUCUCUAGCCUUCGGCUCACUCUCUAUGAAUGGACUGCUGAAUUUGGAAUUAUUGCAGACUCAACAGUACAGCACAGCUCAUUGUUUCGUCUAUUACUAGUUAUUUAAAUUGGACUUUUAAUAUCCUGCCAGCUGCUGUUCACACACACAUGGUGCAUUGUUGCCAUUCUCAGAAUUGCAUCUUUGAAACCCAGACCCUCAGUAACCUUCAUCGAACAAAGAGGCGACCUCCUGCGUACGUUCAUAGAGGGAUUUUUCGAACCUGCUGCCCUCUAGCUUUCUUGCUGGUGCUGUAUUUGUGAGACACCAUGGAGCCCACUAUGGAGUACUGCUUAGCACAGGUGCUGCAGAAAGAUGUUGGAAAGAGACUUCAGGUUGGCCAGGAAUUGAUAGAUUACUUCUCAGAUAAACAGAAGUCAGCUGAUCUUGAACAUGAUCAGACUAUGCUGGAUAAAAUGGUUGAUGGACUGGCCACUUCUUGGGUCAAUUCCAGCAAUUAUAAGGUGGUUCUCCUGGGGAUUGACAUAAUUUCUGCAUUAGUAUCCCGCUUGCAAGAUCGCUUCAAGGCCCAAAUUGGCACAGUGCUGCCAAGUUUACUUGAUAGGCUGGGAGACUCUAAAGACUCAGUGAGGGAGCAGGAUCAGACCUUGCUGCUGAAAAUCAUGGAACAAGCUGCUAACCCUCAGUACGUGUGGGACAGGAUGCUAGGAGGAUUCAAACACAAGAAUUUCCGGACAAGAGAAGGGAUUUGCCUCUGCCUUAUUGCAACGCUCAAUGCAUCUGGAGCUCAGAGUUUAACACUGAGUAAGAUAGUGCCACAUAUAUGUAACUUACUUGGAGAUCCAAACAGCCAGGUUCGAGAUGCAGCAAUAAACAGCCUUGUGGAAAUAUACAGACAUGUUGGUGAACGUGUAAGGGCUGAUCUCAGUAAAAAAGGAUUACCCCAGUCUCGGUUGAAUGUAAUUUUUACAAAAUUCGAUGAGGUCCAAAAAUCUGGAAACAUGAUCCAGAGUUCAAGUGAUAAAAUUUUCGAUGAUGAAGACUCCAUGGAUGGGAACAGACCUUCCUCAGCUAGCUCCUCUACAUCUUCAAAGGCCCCUGCAAACUCACGCAGAGUUGGGAUGGGGACUACCCGCAGACUUGGGUCUGCAGCUCUGGGCUCCAAGUCCUCAACAGCCAAAGAGGGAGCAGGUGCUGUGGAUGAAGAAGACUUUAUUAAAGCAUUUGAAGAUGUCCCAACAGUUCAGAUUUAUUCCAGCCGUGAUCUUGAGGAAUCCAUAAACAAAAUAAGAGAGAUACUAUCAGAUGAUAAGCAUGACUGGGAACAGAGAGUUUCUGCAUUGAAAAAGAUACGCUCCUUACUUUUGGCUGGAGCUGCAGAAUAUGAUAACUUCUUCCAACACUUAAGACUUCUGGACGGAGCAUUUAAAUUAUCUGCUAAAGACCUGCGGUCUCAAGUAGUACGAGAGGCUUGUAUCACGUUGGGACAUUUAUCAUCAGUUUUGGGAAACAAGUUUGACCAUGGGGCAGAAGCCAUCAUGCCAACAAUUUUUAAUCUAAUUCCGAAUAGUGCCAAAGUCAUGGCCACUUCUGGUGUUGUAGCAGUUAGAUUAAUCAUUCGACAUACACACAUCCCUCGAUUAAUACCCAUCAUAACCAGUAAUUGUACCUCCAAGUCUGUUGCAGUUAGAAGGCGCUGUUUUGAAUUUUUAGAUUUGCUGUUGCAGGAGUGGCAAACACACUCCCUAGAAAGACACAUAUCAGUGUUAGCUGAAACAAUAAAGAAGGGAAUUCAUGAUGCAGACUCUGAAGCCAGGAUAGAGGCAAGAAAGUGUUAUUGGGGUUUCCACAGUCACUUCAGCCGAGAGGCAGAGCAUUUGUAUCACACCUUGGAAUCUUCUUACCAGAAGGCUCUGCAGUCACAUUUGAAGAACUCUGACAGCAUCGUGUCCUUGCCACAGUCAGAUCGCUCUUCCUCCAGCUCCCAGGAGAGUCUCAACCGUCCUUUGUCUGCCAAAAGAAGUCCUACUGGAAGUACUACAUCCAGAGCAUCUACAGUAAGUACAAAAUCUGUGUCAACACCAGGAUCUCUGCAGCGAUCCCGCAGUGACGUCGAUGUGAAUGCAGCAGCUAGUGCCAAGUCAAAAGUGACGUCUUCUGGAUCAUCCACCCCCUUCAGUUCUGCUGCAGCCUUGCCCCCAGGCUCAUACGCAUCACUAGAUGGUACUACCACUAAAACUGAGGGUCGGAUUCGUACAAGGAGACAGAGCUCUGGCAGUGCCACAAGCGUCACCUCAAUGCCUGCUGAUACCCGAGGCCGCAGCCGGGCUAAAGUAGUUUCCCAGUCCCAGCGAUCCAGAUCAGCUAAUCCUGCUGGUGCUGGUAGCCGGUCCAGUUCCCCGGGUAAGCUCUUAGGAAGCGCCUAUGGUGGCCUGAGUGGUGGAACAUCCAGAGUCCAGCCGGUGCCAUCAUCUUCAGAGAAGCGCAGCAAGAUCCCUCGGAGCCAGGGAUGCAGUCGAGAGACGAGUCCCAGCAGAAUAGGACUAGCACGGAGCAGUCGUAUCCCCCGACCCAGCAUGAGUCAGGGGUGCAGUCGUGAUACCAGCCGUGAGAGCAGUCGAGAUACAAGCCCUGCUCGGGGCUUUCCUCCACUUGCUUCUCGACGUCAUUCCAGGUCCACUAGUGCUCUCUCCACUGCUGAUUCUGUUGGGCAGUCAGACCGGUUUGGACUCGGACAGCCAGGCAGGAUGCCUGCUUCUGUGAAUGCCAUGCGAGUCCUGAGCACAAGCACAGAUCUGGAGGCUGCUGUGGCCGAUGCACUGCUGUUAGGAGACUCCAGGAGCAAGAAAAAAACAGUGAGAAGAAGAUAUGAACCCUAUGGGAUGUACUCCGAUGAUGAUGCUAACAGUGAUGCAUCAAGCGCUUGCUCAGAGCGCUCCUAUGGUUCCAGAAAUGGGGGCAUUCCACACUACCUGCGGCAGACUGAAGAUGUGGCUGAGGUUCUGAACCACUGUGCCAGCUCCAACUGGUCUGAAAGGAAAGAGGGGCUCAUAGGUCUUCAGAACUUACUGAAAAGUCAGCGGACACUGAGCCGAGUUGAGUUGAAAAGGCUAUGUGAAAUAUUUACUCGCAUGUUUGCUGACCCUCACAGCAAGGUCUUUAGCAUGUUUCUGGAAACCCUGGUUGAUUUCAUCAUCAUUCAUAAAGAUGACUUGCAGGAUUGGCUUUUUGUUCUCCUGACACAGUUGCUAAAGAAAAUGGGAGCAGAUUUGCUGGGGUCUGUGCAGGCGAAAGUUCAAAAAGCUCUGGAUGUCACCAGGGAUUCUUUUCCAUUUGAUCAACAAUUUAACAUUUUGAUGAGGUUUAUUGUAGAUCAGACCCAAACACCAAACCUGAAGGUGAAAGUUGCUAUCCUGAAGUAUAUUGAGUCCUUGGCAAGACAGAUGGAUCCAACAGACUUUGUGAACUCUAGUGAGACAAGACUUGCUGUAUCUAGAAUUAUAACUUGGACAACAGAACCAAAGAGCUCAGACGUGAGAAAGACCAUGCAUAGUUGGGUGGGUGAGGAUUUGCCAGCUAGGACAACUACAGCUUCCUCAGGGCCCGGUGAAGGAAACUUGGAAGAGAAAUGUAAACAGGCAGCACAAAUAGUCCUGAUUUCUCUCUUUGAAUUGAACACUCCUGAGUUUACCAUGUUACUUGGUGCCUUGCCAAAAACAUUCCAGGAUGGUGCUACCAAGCUCCUGCACAACCACCUCAAGAACUCGAGUAACACCAGUGUGGGUUCCCCCAGCAAUACCCUUGGUCGGACCCCUUCCCGGCACUCCAGCAGCAGAACGAGCCCCUUAACUUCACCUACCAACUGUUCCCAUGGUGGGCUGUCUCCAAGUCGGUUCUGGGGUUGGAGUGCAGAUGGGCUGUCGAAGCACCCCCCUCCCCUUUCUCAGCCUAACUCCAUCCCCACUGCUCCUUCCCACAAGACUUUCAGACGCUCUUACUCUCCCAGUAUGCUGGAUUAUGACACGGAGAACCUAAAUUCUGAUGAAAUCUACAGCUCUCUUCGUGGAGUCACAGAAGCAAUAGAAAAAUUUAGUUUCCGUAGUCAAGAGGACCUGAAUGAGCCAAUCAAACGUGAUGGAAAGAAAGACUGUGAUAUUGUGUCUCGAGAUGGUGGCCUUGCUGUGCCUACCAGUGAUGUCCGUGGAAGCAGUGACAUUGUGGAAGGUGGAAGGAUGGCUCUAGAUAACAAAACUUCCCUACUUAACACCCAGCCUCCCCGCGCCUUUUCAGGGCCACGUGCUCGAGAAUAUAACCCCUAUCCUUAUGCUGACACAAUUAACACCUAUGAUAAGACUGCCCUGAAGGAAGCAGUGUUCGAUGAUGACAUGGAUCAGCUUCGGGAUGAAGUGCCCAUUGACCAUUCAGAUUUGGUGGCCGAUCUUCUGAAAGAGCUCUCCAACCACAACGAACGAGUGGAGGAGCGGAAAGGAGCUCUCCUGGAACUGCUGAAGAUCACAAGGGAAGAUAAUCUUGGAGUUUGGGAGGAACAUUUCAAAACCAUUCUGCUCUUGCUGCUGGAAACUCUGGGAGACAAAGAUCAUUCAAUAAGAGCCCUGGCACUGCGAGUCCUGAGAGAGAUCUUACGGAACCAGCCAGCAAGGUUUAAGAACUAUGCAGAGUUGACUAUCAUGAAAACACUGGAAGCACAUAAAGACUCCCACAAGGAGGUCGUCAGAGCUGCUGAAGAAGCUGCUUCCACACUGGCAAGUUCCAUCCACCCUGAGCAAUGCAUCAAGGUGCUUUGCCCCAUCAUUCAGACUGCAGAUUAUCCAAUUAAUUUAGCUGCCAUCAAAAUGCAGACGAAAGUAAUUGAGAGGAUUUCAAAGGAAUCAUUGCAUCAGCUCCUUCCUGAUAUCAUUCCUGGGUUAUUACAGGGUUAUGAUAAUACAGAGAGCAGUGUCCGUAAAGCUAGUGUAUUUUGCCUAGUGGCAAUUUAUUCAGUAAUUGGAGAAGAACUGAAACCUCAUCUCGCACAACUCACAGGAAGCAAGAUGAAGCUACUAAACUUGUACAUAAAGAGGGCCCAGACCACCAACAGCAACAGCAGUUCCUCUUCAGAUGUUUCAACGCACAGUUAAUGGAGAUAUGUGGACAUAUGUGUAGACUUAGAAGCAAUCAACGGUGCCUCUCAGAGACCUUUCUGCUACUCUUCACUGGCGUGCUUCAUCAGCUCAAGGAGGCCAUGCAGAUAUUUAUUGCAAUCAGUAUUUUAGUUCCUUAAAAGCUUUUAUGUAGAAUCUUACUGGUAUUGAAUGUAAAGGAAGCAAGGUCUGUGUUGCAGUCUUCAUUAAAAGUGAACAACAGAAAGCCAUACUUAAACAUA